Aspergillus ochraceoroseus IBT 24754 is the source of this 1237-nucleotide messenger RNA. Its product is annotated as chromo domain-containing protein. Gene Ontology annotation, biological process: chromatin organization; negative regulation of transcription by RNA polymerase II. Lineage: Eukaryota; Fungi; Ascomycota; Eurotiomycetes; Eurotiales; Aspergillaceae. The record is from RefSeq and is a predicted model, not a curated record. Gene Ontology annotation, cellular component: pericentric heterochromatin; nucleus. The transcript is spliced from 7 exons. The coding region runs from base 121 to 786 and encodes 221 amino acids. Gene Ontology annotation, molecular function: chromatin binding.
UUGACCUCGAUGCAAUGACUUUGUAAUUUACAAGAUCAUCUUGAUAUAUCUGCGCUAUAUCUAGGAAUAACUGUCAAGCUGUUUUCCCGGUUAUUCAACUUUGCCUCUUCGUCACAAGCAAUGCCGCCACCCGUGGCUGACUUGUCGGAUGACGAAUCGACCGGCGAAUCGAUUCCCUAUGAUACCGAUGAACAAAUGGACGAGGUGAAGGGCGAGGUGAAGGACGAGGCGAAGCACGAUGUGAAGGACCGCGAUGAGGACGGCCAGGGCGGCGAGGAAGGCGUUUACAUUGUCGAGAAGAUUUUGAGCCAUCAUUUCCAGCCUAAUGGCACUCUAUUGUUGCGGGUCAAAUGGCAAGAUUACGAUGAUCCUAGUGAUGAGACAUUGGAGCCCGAGGAAAAUUUACUGGAGGGCGCAAAGGAUAUCGUUGAGGAUUAUUAUUCCAGGCUGGGAGGGCGACCAACAAAACCCCAGCCGAAAAAGCGCAAGCCAACACCAGAAAAGACAGAGAAAUCAGAACCGAAGCGGCGAAGAAAAUCGCGAGCUGAUACUGCGACGGAGACGGCUGAAGAAAACCAAGCACCGGAUUGGGCCCCAAAAUCUAAAAGCUGGGAGAAUGAGGUUAAGAAUGUCGAUACCAUAGUCCGUGAAGGUGACGGACUGGUGGCAUUUCUCCACUGGAAUAAUGGCAAGAAGUCGAAGGUCUCUAUCGAAACAUGCUACGAGAGGUGUCCACGCAAGAUGCUCCAAUUUUAUGAACAACAUCUAGUUUUUAGGGAUGCAUGAUUUUCACACUCUCCUGAGGGUUUCUGAGCGGAUAUCCAUAGUUUCUGCUCUGACUAGUUAGUUCGCUCUCAACUCAGGUGGACGGGUGGCUUUUAGUAUCGCUACACAUGAGCUUAGGAUAAUUGCGCAGACAAGAUAUUAGGUUAGUGUUGUCUAGUUAUUGGUAUCAGACUGCUUCUUUUGGUCUACGUGAUAAGUUGCACCUUGGGCAAGGCUGCAAAGGGAUUUGCUGAAUUAGCAUCAAGAGUACUAGUUUAUACUCUUUAAGGUAAGCAAGGAAGCGAGCACAAAAAAGUUAUGAUAAGUUAUAACUCUGCAACUUUUAUUCAACAGCUGCCUGUUCAUAUUCUAUUUCUGCAUGUUAGUUAUCAUCACAUUUUCUAGGGCUGCUUCUUGUUCCUUUAUUAAUUAUUAUUGGUUUUAUACUCGUGAUAUACAUAUCCAGGUGUGC